UAUUGUUUGUUUACAUAAUAAGUAAUAACUAAUAGGAUUCGGUUUUGUCGUGACACAUGUUUUUUUUUUUAAUAUGAUUCCAACGAAUAUCUAACUGAAAAUGGGAUUAACAUUAAAAGUAGUAAUUUUUGGCUUCAAUAUGGAUGAUCACCGACCGAGGUUUUACUGUCGUGUGUCAUGGAAUCAGAAGUGUCACGUGACGAGAGCAAUUUGUCUCCGUAUCUGUCGGCGAGAUCACGGUUACCCCUUUGCCUACCCGAAGACGCCAACAUGGAGAUGGCACUGGCACCUGAAUCCCCAAAAAUUGAACAACAGUCGCAAAAGACACUCGUUGUCGAGGUGGUGUCCCUGAGGCCGAUCGAGAAAUUCCGCAGGGCCGUGGCCAAAAUGCCCAGGUUCUCCAAGAAAGAAACCGCUACACCAGGUAAAUCCAGAAAUGUUCCGAAAUUGGGAACUGAAGGUAUAGUCCGGUUGGAUGGAGGUCGAACAAGUUUAAGAUUACCAACUAAUCGUUCACAAAAAACUGAACAACCAAUGGAUUUAGCUCGGGAGAACCAGGCUUUGCACGAGCGCCUGCGGGAAGAAGCUGCUCGGUAUGAUAGACGAUUGGAUACAUAUAAAUUGGCUCAACAGAGACAGGCAGUUCUUGUUAGCAGACUUCAGGCAAAGGUAAUGCAGUAUAGAGAGCGGUGUUCCGAGUUGGAAAGGCAGAUGAGAACUAGUAUUCCAGCAAUUGAUAAUGUUAGGAGUUAUCGUGAUUCAGUCAGAGAUUAUCAGUCAAUGGACUUAGAUUAUGCAAUACGUGCUUUAGAACAAGAACGAGCCAAAGCUGAAAAAGUCAUGGAACUAAACUCGACACUCAGAGAACAAUUAGAUGAUGCUCAAACAAGCAAUGAAACACUGUCUACAGAUUUGCAAAAGUUAACUAGCGAUUGGGAAAAAAUGAGAGAUGAAAUGAAUGCUAAAGAAGAUGAAUGGAAAGAAGAAGAACAAAUGUUUAAUGAGUAUUGUUCAUUGGAACACGGACGAAUGAUGAGUCUAUGACAAGAUGUAGCUCAAGUAUAAAGGAUGUUCACUGAUAUGAAAUCAUCAACUCAACAAGAUCUUAAUAAACUUCGAGGUGAACUUUCAUUAGCAUCAAAUGACAUGGUUACUACCUGCAGUGGCUUAGUGAAUGCUGUUAAACGAUCAACGUAUUCUGAAG
This is a messenger RNA of Myzus persicae (green peach aphid), 1204 nucleotides long. RefSeq names its product rootletin-like. Lineage: Eukaryota; Metazoa; Arthropoda; Insecta; Hemiptera; Aphididae. The record is from RefSeq and is a predicted model, not a curated record. The transcript has 6 exons. The coding region runs from base 178 to 1044 and encodes 288 amino acids.